Messenger RNA from Auanema sp. JU1783, 1395 nucleotides. The record is from the annotation of a GenBank genome assembly. Lineage: Eukaryota; Metazoa; Nematoda; Chromadorea; Rhabditida; Rhabditidae.
UUGAAAAUUAUGGAAAUUGAAUCUGAGAACUCGGAGCCUGCUCAGUUAAUUAAUAAUGCUUGUCGUAAUCACCGAGAUUCUAAUAAGGAGAAAAAAUUAUUGGACAGGUUAAGCAGACAUGAUUCUGAUAGUCAUCAUGAUGUAGAAGAGCAUUCACGUGAUGAGAACAGUAGAAAGAAUAGUAAAAAAAUGUUAUGUCUAAUGACAGUAACAUUUUUAUUUUUUGUUGUUGAACUCGUUGCUGGACUACUGAAUCGUUCUGUUGCUCUAUUAGCUGAUUCAUAUCAUAUGUUAUCAGAUGUAAUGGCUUUAUUUAUAGCUUUAGUUUGUUUACGCAUAUCAAUGAAAAAAUCGAAAAAAAACGGUUUUGGAUGGGUUAGAGCAGAAGUCUUUGGAGCUGCUGUCAACGGAGUAUUUCUCUUAUCAACAUGUUUUCUUAUAACCUUAGAAGCUUUUGAACGUAUCUAUCAUCCUAAGCCUAUGACUCAUCCAACUCAGGUAUUGGCUGUCGGUAUCAUAGGGUUUAUUAUCAAUUUAAUUGGUAUGUCUAUGUUCCAUGGUAGUCAUGGACAUAGUCAUGGAGGGUCAGGAGGACAUGGUCACAGUCACGGUGGUGGUGGAGGACACGGUCACAGUCACGGCCAUGUUCGUAUUCGUGAGGAUCCUAUCAAUGCUGGAGAAGCAUUAGAGCUCUGCUCGCAAGAGGAUGAAGAUAGCAAAGUUACAAGACCAUCAAGAUCGAUGAGUCAUUUGAGCAAUACAUGCUCUCAUAAUCAUUUGGCUCUUCGCUUUGUCAUGGAAGAUAAUGAUCCGAGUGAUUUCGAUUCGGAUGACACAUCUGAUGCUGCUGCAAUAGCAAUGAAACGUCAACAAGAACAAGAAAACUUGAACAUGCGUGGUCUUUUCCUUCACAUAGUGUCUGAUGCUAUAGGAUCAGUAUUUGUUAUAAUAACAGCAACUUUGGCUAUUUUCUUCCACGAGUACUUGGGAGACAUACUGUAUUAUCUUGAUCCAGGCUUGAGCUUAAUUUUGGUCUCUUUAAUAUCUUUUUCUGCUGUGAGACUUGUUAGAGAAACAGCCGAUAUAAUACUUGGACGACCACCCAAGUUUAUUGACCAAAAUGCUUUAAAAAAGGAUAUGGCUAAGGUACAAGGAGUAGCUCAUGUUGGGGCUAUUUCCAUUUGGACUCUUGUAGCAAGUCGCCAUUUAGCCACUGCUGAAGUGAUCUUUUGUAAUGCAGCAGUGUAUGAGGAAGCUUUACCAAAAUUGCGCAAAAUAUUCCACGGUAUGGGAAUUCACUCACUCACAGUAGACCCAAUCUUCUCUCAGGAAAGAUGUGAUGUAUCAGAAGUAAAGGCAACCUCUGAGGAAGGCCUUUGUGAAGAUACAUCAUGA